ACAGAAAUGAGGAAGGACUCUCUUAAGAGUUCAAUCCCUACAGCAAUGCCAUAUUUCUUUGUCAAUGUCUGGAAAUACUGCUAUGCUUGCUAGAUUUGUUUGCUCCAUCCUUGUCCCCUGUUGUUCUCUCUCCCAUGGAAGCUGCAGGAACCCCCAUCCCACAAUGCCAUCUAUCCAGCUGCCACUGCUACUCCUCUGCCUGACCUUGUGUGGUGUUUGCCUCAGUGGGGGGCAGCCGCUUCCAGAUGGAAGUGAGAACAUAGGAAGAAGUCCCCUGGAUGACAUCCUGCAGAGGUCUGAAAGCCUCAUUCUUCAGUCUGUCCUCAAGAAAGCUGAAAAGGAAGAAAAGAUGAAUAAAGAAUCAAAUGCCCUUCUGCCAGAAUGGCUAUCCAAAAGAAAACACCCUGAGAAAAAGUACCUAAGUGACCUGGAGAAGAGACAGCAUCCUGGAAAAAGGGAUGUUGAGGAAGACACAUCUUAUGGUGACAUUCAGAAGAGGCAGCAUCCAGGAAAAAGAGAGAUAGAAGACGACUUGGAUAGCUAUCUGGAGCUGAAAAAGCAACAGCAUCCUGGCAGGAGGUCACUGUUGGAUCAGUAUGCUGACAUCCCUAGUGCACAGCUAACCUACUUGAAUCAGUUAUUCAAAAGACAGCAUCCAGGCAGAAGGUACCUUAUGUACAAGCGUCAGCAUCCCAACAAAAGAGGCUGGAAUGAUGAGGUAGACCUAAAUGACCAGUAUGGUGAGGAACGCCAGCGCCCUGGAAAAAGGCACUGGAAUUCUGACAGCCCAGAUGAUGCAGGCCCCUGCAACUUUCAGGAGUCCUUCACCUGUAAGAAAGGCAGCUUGUUGCUUGAUUCAGGAGAAAAUGUUAGCAAAGACAGGGUAGAAAAAAAACGUCAGCACCCAGGAAAGAGAUCAGCAUGGGAGAGUGAAACAGAGCAAUGA
This is a messenger RNA of Tauraco erythrolophus (red-crested turaco), 946 nucleotides long. It is a transcript of the gene TRH, whose product is annotated as thyrotropin releasing hormone. Gene Ontology annotation, molecular function: thyrotropin-releasing hormone activity. The record is from RefSeq and is a predicted model, not a curated record. Gene Ontology annotation, cellular component: extracellular region; secretory granule. Gene Ontology annotation, biological process: negative regulation of glutamate secretion; positive regulation of gamma-aminobutyric acid secretion; hormone-mediated signaling pathway. Lineage: Eukaryota; Metazoa; Chordata; Aves; Musophagiformes; Musophagidae.